Molecule: messenger RNA, 2334 nt
Organism: Carassius carassius (crucian carp)
Lineage: Eukaryota; Metazoa; Chordata; Actinopteri; Cypriniformes; Cyprinidae
Exons: 2
Coding region: 363-2312 (649 amino acids)
Source: RefSeq, a predicted model, not a curated record
AUAAUAAUAAUUAUUAAAUAUUAUAAUAACACAACCUAAUAAAAGUAAUAUUACAGAAACAACAAAAACAAUUAAAAAAGGGUACAUAAACAUGCACAUUGCAUUGUCUUUGUGGACGGACAUACGCUACCCGAUUGGAACUGACACAGACCAGCCAUCACGCUGUUUGGCGCCAUUUAUAAAUAUUAUGCGGCAGACGGAUAUCUAUCAAGCACACGGCCCGAUUCUGUGGAGCGACAGUCGGCUCACUUGCUUUGAAACGGCCACAAGACGACUUUCGUCAUCAAUUCUAAUCCCACAGAGCGGGAAAAGGUACCUCACUUCGACGCCUGAACUGGUUGGAGAAAGAAAAAGGUAAAAACAUGGAUAGACGUAGUCUUAGAAAACGAGCAGUGAAAAGGGUGAGUUCUUUAUUUUCUUCCUUUCCUGAUGAGAUGCAGAUCACUGGAGCUGCAGAGAAUGCCACUAUGAAUAUCACAGAGGAGGACCAAAAUCAGGGUGAUCAGGGUCAGGCAUCACAUAAAUUUGACAGUGAAGAUGAUUCGCAGAGUGAUGAUGACAUAGUAAAUGUCAGUACAUCACUAACUGAGUCUUUGUGCGACUGGGCAGUUAAUUUCAGGGUGUCUUUAGUAGCUUUGACUGCACUUCUGGCCAUCUUGAGAGUUCAUCAUCCUUUCCUACCAAAGGAUGCCAGAACUCUUCUACAUACCACUACCGCCUACAGCAUCCAAGUUGUUGCUGGUGGUACUUACCACUAUGUCGGCAUUUUGAAAGCUUUUGCAAAAAGCAUGGAUCGCAUCUGGUCUCACAUUCCAAACAGGCAUGAAUUUAAAUUGCAGCUGAAUGUAGAUGGACUACCUCUGUUUAAGAGUUCCUCAGUACAGUUCUGGCCAAUCCUUGGCUUGCUACAGGAUGUUGUGAAAAAGCCAGUUGUCAUUGCUCUGUUUUGUGGUGUCUCAAAGCCAAGUUGUCUGGUUGCAUAUUUACAAGAUCUUGUCAGUGAGUUGCAAGAACUAAGCAAAGGAUUCUUCAUCAAAGGGAAACAGUGCUUCUUGAAGGUCAAUUCUGUCAUCUGUGAUGCGCCAGCAAGAGCUUUCAUUAAAGGAACAAAAAGUCAUACUGGUUACUCAGGAUGUGACAAGUGUGUUCAAACAGGUGUUUAUCUUAAACACAGAAUGACUUUUCCAGAAGUCAACAGCGCACUCCGGACAGAUCUGUCUUUCAAAAUGAUGAAUGAUGAAGACCAUCACGUGACAAAGUCACCAUUAACUGAUGUAGGUAUAGGCAUGGUGUCAUGCUUUCCUCAUGAUUACAUGCACCUUGUCUGUCUUGGGGUAGUGCGGAGACUGUUGGAUUUAUGGAUUGCAUCAGGGCCUUUGCUAUCCCGCUUGUCUUCUCAUCAGAUAAAGCUUAUCUCUAGUGCACUCGUAGGCUUAAGAGGUUUCAUUCCUACGGACUUCGCUCGUAAACCAAGAGGGCUUUCAGAAAGACUCCGGUGGAAAGCCACAGAGUUGCGACAGUUCUUGUUGUACACCGGGCCAGUGGUUCUCCAAAAUGUGCUGUCGGGUUCAGUCUACAACAAUUUCAUGUUGUUAUCAGUUGCCAUUUUCAUCCUUGCAAGUCCUUCAUUGUCUGCAGAUCUUCAUGACUUUGCAAACACAUUACUUGUGUCAUUUGUGACACAUUUUGGCAAACUGUAUGGUCCAGAAUUUGUCACUUACAAUCUUCACGGACUAACCCAUCUUUCUGAGGAUGUUCGAAUACAUGGAAAUCUUGACCUAAUAUCCGGAUUUCCAUUUGAGGAUUAUCUAGGUAAGAUGAAAAAGAUGAUAAGAACCCCGCAUCAUCCACUAGCCCAGGUUAUUCGGCGAAUCUCUGAAAUGGAUCCUUUUACAGGAAAUGAUGAAGCUUCACAUGGAAAGAGAAGGUUGCAGAAGGAGCAUGAUUCUGGCCCACUUCCACCCUCUAUGAUGAACAUAUCUGUACUUCAGUUCCAGGAGCUUGUCAUAGGUGGUACCAAAAUAGAUGCAUCAAGCGAGGGAGACAGAUGUGUUAAGAUUGGUGGCUGCAUUGCUUUGAUUGACAAUAUCCUUCAGUGUCAGGACAAAAUAUAUAUUGUCUUCAGAGAAUAUGAAUUAAUGGAACCAUUUUUUGAGUAUCCUCUGAGUUCAUGUGAUUUGGGCAUCUACCUGGUUGGAAAAAUAUCAUCGAGGCUGAAAACCAUUGAGUUAAUUGACCAUGUUGAGAAGUAUGUGAGGUUGCCAAAUCAAGACAAAUUUGUUGCAGUGCCAUUGCUGCACUUGUGCCACUGAUUUCAUUUAGCCCUUUCUUAUU